GCGUCGCCAUGGCAGCGCGGGAUCUGUGCCCGACCGGAUAGGCCGGCCCGGCGCGCGCGGGGCCUGCUGGGAGCGCACGUCCCCGCCGCCCCUCCGCCGGUUUGAACUUGGCGGGCCCAAUGUGGGCGGCCGGGCGGUGGGGGGCUGAUUCGCCACCUUCCGACGCUCGGUCCUCCGCCGGCUGCAGGUCCAGGUCUCGGCCCUCCUCCGGCUCCUUCUCCGUCCUCAUGGCGGGCGCCCGGGGGCAGGGGCUGGAGCCGGUGACGGUGUGCUCGCCGUCGCCGCCGCUGAGCUGCAGCAAUUCCACCAUGUCGCUGCUGUCUCCCCUCGGCCACCAGAGCUUCCCGUUUGACUACGACGAUGGUGACGGGGAGGAUGAGGAAGACGUGGAUGAAGGUGCUCAUGAUUCACAGGCUAAGGUGGCGAGCCUGAGAGGAGUGGAGUUACAGGGGUGCGCCAGUGUGGCUGAAUCAGAAGAUAACCAAGAAGAACAGAAACAGGUGCACCUACCAGAAAGCCGCCUGACACCAUGGGAAGUGUGGUUUGUUGGCAAAGAAAAAGAAGAACGUGACCGUUUGCAACAGAAAGCUCUGGAGGAAUUAAAUCAACAGCUAGAAAAAAGAAAAGAAAUGGAAGAACGUGAAAAAAGAAAGGUAAUUGCUGAAGAAAAGCACAAGGAAUGGGUUCAGAAAAAGAAUGAACAGAAAAGAAAGGAAAGGGAACAAAAAAUUAAUAAGGAAAUGGAGGAAAAAGCAGCAAAGGAAUUGGAGAAAGAACAUUUGCAAGAAAAGGCAAAAGAAAAAUACCAAGAAUGGUUAAAGAAGAAAAAUGCUGAAGAAUGUGAAAAGAAGAAGAAAGAAAAGGAAAAAGAAAAACAACGGCAAGCUGAAUUACAGGAAAAAAAGGAAAUAGCAGAGAAAAGGUUUAAGGAAUGGUUGGAAAAUGCAAAAUAUAAACCUCGUCCAGCUGCCAAGAGCUAUGGUUAUGCCAAUGGAAAACUUACAGAUUUUUACAGUGGAAAUUCUUACCCAGAACCAGCCUUUUAUAAUCCAAUUCCAUGGAAACCCAUUCAUAUGCCUCCUUCCAAAGAAGCUAAGGACCUAUCAGGAAAGAAGACUAAAAGGCCUGUGAUAAGUCAGCCACGCAGGUCAUCAUCCUCUCUGGUGGUUCAGAAAGCCAGAAGCAAUCUUUGCCUUGGAACUCUGUGCAGAAUACAAAGAUAGUGGGUGUGGAAAAUUGCAUGCUUUUACCUGAAGCUAUUUAAUUUUAAAAGUAGAAUCGUUUUUUACUCCUCAGUCAACAGCUGAACAUUUGAUGUGAUUAUUGACACUUUCACAUUUUUGCAUUCGUAUAUGUUGUCCUUAGAGCUAAUUGAAGAAGAUGCUUUAUACAUUUUCAUUUUCGUAAGUCCUUCAAGGUUGAUCUUGGCAUUUUGGUUCACAGGAUAAGUGACUGAAUAUCUAACUAUUGUGUUUAUAUUUACCUUGUGUUAAAACUACAUUGUAAUACCAAUAAAACCAACAAUUUGUGUUGUGUUCUUUC
Messenger RNA from Zalophus californianus (California sea lion), 1542 nucleotides. It is a transcript of the gene CCDC34, whose product is annotated as coiled-coil domain containing 34. The transcript has 6 exons. Bases 120 to 1223 code for a protein of 367 amino acids. The record is from RefSeq and is a predicted model, not a curated record. NCBI's taxonomy places the organism in Eukaryota, Metazoa, Chordata, Mammalia, Carnivora, Otariidae.